AACUCCCGCGCCCACUCCCCGAGAAUCGAACGCAUCUAGCGGCUCUAAUCUGCCGUGUGGCACCGUGAUGCCGGAGGAGAACCCGUGAAGCGCUGGGGGGUGGGGGAGCUCCCUAACCACCAUGCUCCUGUCACAACAAGCAAAAUGAAGGUCGGCUUUGUUUCGUCUACAUGUGUCGUUACCUGCUGUAAACACGCAGAAGUCCGGUCCGCAUGAGAGAGGGGCUCCUUCGCUGAGUCUCAGCCGUUAUUUUGGCAUUCUUUGACGGCGGACAAGAAGCAGCCAGACAGGGGGGGCUGAACCUUAGAGCCGCGGCCGCUUGACAGGUGCGGCCGCUGGGCUCCGUCGGAGAGAUGCCGCCGGUCCAGAGGACCAUGUCUGAUCUUCGAACCCGGGCAGAAGGAUAUGAAAAGACAGAAGACACGUCAGAGAAGACAUCACUGGCCGACCAAGAAGAUGCUCGACAGAUAUACCUCAACCAGCCUCAGUUCACAAAGUUUUGCAACAAUCGAGUCAGCACAGCCAAAUAUAACGUCCUCACCUUCCUCCCUCGAUUCCUCUACUCGCAGUUCAGAAGGGCAGCCAAUGCCUUCUUCCUUUUCAUUGCACUCCUGCAGCAAAUCCCAGAUGUGUCUCCUACUGGUCGCUGGACCACCCUCGUGCCGCUGCUCUUCAUCCUGGUGGUGGCAGCUGUCAAAGAGAUCAUUGAAGAUCUGAAACGCCACAAAGCUGACAGUGUUGUCAACAAAAAGGAAUGCCAAGUGCUGAGAAAUGGUGCCUGGGAGAUUGUGCACUGGGAAAAGGUGGCUGUGGGGGAAGUAGUCAGAGCUGCAAACGGGGAUCACCUCCCAGCUGACCUCGUCAUUCUGUCGUCCAGUGAGCCACAAGGUAUGUGCUACAUUGAAACAUCUAAUUUGGAUGGAGAGACCAACCUUAAAAUCAGACAGGGUCUCCAGGUGACUGCUGACUUAAAGGACAUAGAAAGUCUGAUGCGUCUCUCUGGACGGAUGGAGUGUGAAAGCCCAAACCGUCACCUGUAUGAGUUUGUUGGGAACAUCCGCCUGAAUGGGCACAGCACAGUACCUCUGGGUCCAGACCAAAUCUUACUGCGAGGGGCCCAGCUGAGGAACACACAGUGGGUCCACGGUGUGGUGGUCUACACAGGACAUGACACAAAGCUCAUGCAGAAUUCCACACGGCCUCCUCUGAAGCUGUCCAACGUGGAGCGCAUCACCAACUUUCAGAUCCUCGUGCUGUUUGGCUGCCUGCUGGGCAUUUCUCUGGUCUGCUCAAUCGGCCAAACCAUCUGGAAGUACCAGUACGGCAAUGACGCCUGGUACAUGGACCUCAACUCUCCAGGUAACAACCAUUUAAAAGCCUUGGCCAUCCGUGAAUGA
This is a messenger RNA of Nematolebias whitei (Rio pearlfish), 1397 nucleotides long. It is a transcript of the gene atp8a1, whose product is annotated as ATPase phospholipid transporting 8A1. The transcript has 12 exons. Lineage: Eukaryota; Metazoa; Chordata; Actinopteri; Cyprinodontiformes; Rivulidae. Gene Ontology annotation, biological process: phospholipid translocation. Gene Ontology annotation, cellular component: plasma membrane. The record is from RefSeq and is a predicted model, not a curated record. The coding region runs from base 354 to 1397 and encodes 347 amino acids. Gene Ontology annotation, molecular function: ATP binding; ATPase-coupled intramembrane lipid carrier activity; ATP hydrolysis activity.